This is a messenger RNA of Mercenaria mercenaria, 3247 nucleotides long. RefSeq names its product zinc finger Y-chromosomal protein 1-like. Gene Ontology annotation, molecular function: DNA-binding transcription factor activity, RNA polymerase II-specific; RNA polymerase II transcription regulatory region sequence-specific DNA binding. The record is from RefSeq and is a predicted model, not a curated record. Bases 1035 to 2525 code for a protein of 496 amino acids. Gene Ontology annotation, biological process: regulation of transcription by RNA polymerase II. NCBI's taxonomy places the organism in Eukaryota, Metazoa, Mollusca, Bivalvia, Venerida, Veneridae. Gene Ontology annotation, cellular component: nucleus. The transcript has 2 exons.
AUGAGUAGAUCUAUAUGACACAUAAGCAAAAAAAAAAAACGAAAGAAAAAAGAAAAAAAAAAAAACAAAAAAAAAACAACAAAUAGAAAUAGGAAUUUGCAAAAGUGUGCGCAUUCUGAAAUUACAUCACUGUACCUAUCAACAAAGAAAAUAAGACAAAAAGGUUAAAAAUAAGUUAACAGCGGCACUUCCUUCGUUCAUUUCAACAUAUCUAUGCUUAUUGAUUCCUUUAUUUACAUUGUAAAUACGUUUUUUUCCAAGAAAUUUUUAUGCAGGCAAUUGUAAUUUUCCAUAAUUUUUUUUUUAAUAUUCUCUUCGAAGUUGUAAAAUACACGAACGCUCCCUUGUCCAGGCGAUUCACGCUUUACAGUAUGGUAUAUCUGCAGUGUGUUCUAUUUAUAGAAAAUGAGAUAGGUAAGUAGGUCAUGCUAAGAAUAGAAAUAGAAAACUUGACUUACAGAGUAACCUCCCUUAUCAAUAAAUCGGAUCAACAUUUUUGACGAAAUUGUAAAUAAAAAAAAUAUGUUCUGCUCUACAAAUAAGGAGAGGAAAGACAGAUAGCAUUGUUUUAAAUCACAUAAUAAGUUGCAUUACAUACAUUUUUUAUGUUUUCUUUUUGCCAUUUUUUGUUUAUUCACUAAAAUGUAUUGUGCAAUAUCGUUGAUCCUUUUACAAACUAUUCACUGUGUUCAGUUUAUCACUCCGAAACUAUUCAUUACCAUCUUUACAGGGUCCGAAAUAAAAGUGUAUCCCAUAUACUCGACACCGCCUUCAGGGCGGCGUCGAAUUAAGUGGACUGAAAUGUAUAACAAUAAAAGCACCACCAUAGAUCGACUAAGAUCGGGCGCAGUGGGCCAGUUAUUACAUUGCCUAACAACGAAACAUGGGUUCGUUGGAUCGAUCCUCUGAUAUUCCAACUAAAAUAAUAAUCGUUGGGAUAAGAGUCCAGUGUAUUAAUGCUGUAUACAUGGAACACUAAAAAACAGAUAUAUCUGAUAUAAGAAGGCAAGGUCUGCAAGCAGAAUUAACAAAUAAUGGACAUAGUCAUACCUGACAUGCUUCCUGCAAAGACUGAUACACAACCAAGAACACACUAUGAAUUUAUUGCACAACCUUUGCAGUUUGGUACUCCUACUAACGUAUUUAAUAACAGUAUAGAAAGAGAAAAUGAUGGCACUGUAGAGAAAGAGAUUCCAAGUACAUAUAUAAAUGUUGACAGAGGUCUUGAUGCACAAGCGGAACUCAGUUUCGACAUUACUGAGGAGAUAGUCGAGACUGAAGACAUUCUCAUCGAUAAAAUAUCUUACACAGAAACAGAACAAAGUUCAGAUCCCUUGUCGCUUUGUUCCAUUCUAGAUGAGAUUCCAGAUGGAAGUGAUUAUGUAGACAAUGACAAUGUACAGCUGUAUUUGGAAUGUUCUGAUGACAAUGAAAACAGCAGUCAUGAAUAUUUCAGCAAGUUUAAGCCCAGUCGUUCAAACGCAGAGGCAACAUCACAAAUCAAAAUGGACACACAAUUUAAAAUUUCGUUCCCAUCUGUUCCUGAAAGAGCACUUAAAUGCUCUUUAUGCAAUUUAUUAUUUCUGUCGAAGGAUUUUCUAAGAGAGCAUACAAUUAUAAAUCAUAGCAAACAGUUUUAUUUCUGUAAUCUGUGUCCAUAUUUUACAAAGAGCAUGAAGUUCUAUAACACGCAUAUACAGACUAGGCAUAAACAGUGUUUCUCCCCAGUUCAAGGUCAGUCUGAGUGUCUGAAGUUAACUGUAGCUGCAGCACAAGUUACUGACAAAAAUAGUGUGGCGGAAACACGAUAUAUAGAAAGUGAACCCGAGAGUGUAAAUACAGAUGAAUUGAAUAUAUCUGAUGAGAGAAGUAGUUAUAUAAGCAUUGAUGAAACUCGGAAAGAUGAUGAAAUUGUUAAAGUUUAUGAGACUCAGAAAGGUCCAUCUUUGAGAAAAGUAGAACAGAACGUGAAGUGUGAAUUGUGUGAGUUCAAAACAAAAUCUAAACGAUUGUUAAAUUAUCAUAUGCAAGCAAUGCAUAACAAAGAUCGCGUUGUCUUCCAUUGUUCUAAUUGUGAGUAUACUUGUUUACAGAGACGAUCGUUUCAGUCUCAUUUAAAGAGACAUACAGGCGUUUUUGAGUUCCAGUGUAAGACUUGUGAUAAGAAGUUUGUUUCUAAACAUCUUCUCACUAAACAUGUGAGAAAUCACAGAAAUGAAUCCAUUAAAUGGAAAACAAACAGUAGCACAUUCCGGGAUAAUGAUGUCAAUCAGCCAGUAGAAAGAACUGAGGCAAACCAGGUCUUUGUAAGGAAUAAUUCUACACAGACAAAAUUAGCAAGGACUGGUUUUAUUCAAGCGACAAACAGUGACUAUAGCAAAAGCAUCGAGCCAAAACUACAUUUGAGCUCAUUGAAAUGUAAUACAAAGAAAUUUAAAUGUACAUUUAAUGGCUGCAGUAAGAUUUUUAGGGACAGUUUCAAUCUGAGAAAACAUUUAGCAGUUCAUUCAAAAUCCAGAUCUUAGCUGUCUGUCAGUUGUGAUUAUUGCUCAUUUACAUACAUGUACUCAGAUGAGUACACUUAAAAAUAAUAUGUAUUAAAGUUUACCACAUAAUACUGGCAGCCCGUCCGCUUAGCUUGGUAGGGAGAGUGCAGAUCUAAGGAUCGCAGGGUCACGAGUUUGAUCCUGGCGAGUGGCGUAGAGCAUAUGUUCUCCCUGACGAUUUGAUGAAAGACAUUGUGUCUGAAAUCAUUCUUCCUCCACCUCUUAAUCAAGUGGGGAAGUCGCAGUUACUUGUGAAGAACAGGUACAGAAUCUAGGAACACAGUUUCGCCAUAUGACCUAUAAUUAGUUCGGUGUGACGUUAAACCCAACAAAAUAAAUAAAUAGGUUAACUGAUUACUGUUACAUAACUGUUGGACUUUGACAUGCAGGAAUCAUUGUUUUUUAACUCGCCUGAACAUGUAGUGCUCCUGGUGAGUUAAUUUUCACUGUCUGUCUGUCGUCCACAAUUUCUUUAAAGACCAGUUCCUCCUACAUCACCAAGCCAGUUUCAACCAAACUUAAAAGGAAUGCUCUUUCAGAUUCCUUUAAAUCUAGGAACAAACGACCUCUAUAUAAGAUUUAUCCACGAAUACAAAAUUCCAGGCCACGAAUGUCACAUUUUUUCAAAACGCAGAACUAAAGAGUGUCAUUACAUAUACAAUAUUGCAAUGAUUACAUGAUAAAAAAUAUGUCACUUGCAA